This is a messenger RNA of Nyctereutes procyonoides (raccoon dog), 312 nucleotides long. Its product is annotated as 60S ribosomal protein L27a-like. Gene Ontology annotation, molecular function: structural constituent of ribosome. The coding region runs from base 1 to 312 and encodes 103 amino acids. The record is from RefSeq and is a predicted model, not a curated record. Lineage: Eukaryota; Metazoa; Chordata; Mammalia; Carnivora; Canidae. Gene Ontology annotation, cellular component: cytosolic large ribosomal subunit. The transcript is spliced from 2 exons.
AUGCCAUCCAGACUGAGGAAGAUCCAGAAACCUCAGGGGCACGUGAGGCAUGGCCCCAGCCGCAUGGGCAAGCGCCGGAAGCACCCAGGAGGCCAGGGUAAUGCUGGUGGAGUGCAUGAUCCAACAGGAUCAACUCUGACAAAUAACACUGAGGUUACUGGGGAAAGUUGGUUUGAGGCGCUACUUAACGAGCAGACACAGAUAAAUGCUGCCAGAAACAAGGCUGGAGCUGCUCCUAUGAUUGAUGUGCUGCGAUCUGGCUCUACAAAGUUUUGGGAAAGGGAAAGUUUCCAGAACAGCCUGUCAUUGUGA